AUGUCCAUCCCCUCCCUUGAACCAACUCUGGAAAGCUUUGAGUAUGAUGAGGAUGCUGAAGCCUGUUAUGAGGGUGACAUUGUGGACUUUGGGACUGUCUUCCUGCCCAUAUUCUACUCGUUUGUCUUCGCCUUUGGCCUGGUGGGAAAUUUGCUGGUGGUAUUUGCCCUCACCCACAGCCGGAAGCCCAGGAGCAUUACUGACAUUUAUCUCCUCAACCUGGCUUUGUCUGACCUGCUCUUUGUAGCCACCUUGCCCUUCUGGAUUCACUAUGUGAUAAGUGACCAAGGCUUCAACAAUGCUGUGUGCAAACUCAUUACAGCCUUCUUCUUCAUUGGCUUUUUUGGGGGCAUAUUCUUCAUCACUGUCAUCAGUAUAGAUAGGUACCUGGCCAUUGUCCUGGCCGCUAACUCCAUGAACAACAGGACCGUGCAGCAUGGUGUCACCAUCAGCCUUGGUGUCUGGGCAGCAGCUAUUCUGGUGGCAGCACCCCAGUUCAUGUUCACAAAGCAGAAAGAAGGCGAAUGUCUUGGUGACUACCCUGAGGUCCUUGAGGAAAUCUGGCCUGUGCUUCGCAACGUGGAAGCCAAUGUUUUUGGCUUCCUGCUCCCCCUGCUUGUUAUGAGUUACUGCUACUUCAGAAUCAUCUGCACACUGUUUUCCUGCAAGAACCACAAGAAAGCUAAAGCCAUUAAACUGGUCUUUCUGGUAGUGAUUGUGUUUUUCUUGUUCUGGACACCCUACAAUGUCAUGAUUUUCCUAGAGACACUCAAACUCUACCACUUCUUUCCCAGCUGUGACAUGAAGAGGGACCUGAGAUUGGCCCUCAGUGUGACCGAGACGAUUGCAUUUAGCCACUGUUGCCUCAAUCCCCUGAUCUAUGCAUUUGCUGGAGAGAAGUUCAGAAGAUACCUUUACCACCUGUACAGGAAAUGCCUGGCUGUCCUGUGCGGCCGUUCGGUCCAUGUCAGUCUCUCCCCGUCAGAAUCACAAACAAGCCGUCGAGAAAGUGUUCUGAGCAGCAACUUCACUCACUACACGAAUGAUGGAGAUACAUCCAUCCACCUCUGA
Molecule: messenger RNA, 1071 nt
Organism: Orycteropus afer afer
Lineage: Eukaryota; Metazoa; Chordata; Mammalia; Tubulidentata; Orycteropodidae
Gene: CX3CR1
Product: C-X3-C motif chemokine receptor 1
Exons: 1
Coding region: 1-1071 (356 amino acids)
Biological process (GO): chemotaxis; immune response; G protein-coupled receptor signaling pathway
Cellular component (GO): membrane
Molecular function (GO): C-X3-C chemokine receptor activity
Source: RefSeq, a predicted model, not a curated record